AUGGCAGCGAUUUACAGUCUUUACAUAAUCAACAAAUCUGGUGGUUUGAUUUUCUACAAGGAUUGUGGAACAAAGGGAAGGAUGGAUACGAAUGAUAGCUUGAGGGUAGCUAGUUUAUGGCACUCUAUGCACGCCAUUUCUCAGCAGCUUUCUCCUGUUAAUGGCUGUUCUGGCAUCGAACUUCUCCAAGCCGAUACCUUUGAUCUCCAUUGCUUCCAGUCUCUUCCAGGAACCAAGUUCUUUGUGGUUUGUGAACCUGGAACUCCUCACAUGGAGAGCCUCCUUAGAUACAUUUAUGAACUCUACACUGACUACGUCUUGAAGAACCCUUUCUAUGAGAUUGAGAUGCCUAUUCGUUGCGAGCUUUUCGACAUCAACCUUUCUCAAGCUGUUCAGUCUGACCGCGUUGCCUUGUUAGGACGAUGA
Messenger RNA from Eruca vesicaria subsp. sativa (arugula), 426 nucleotides. Lineage: Eukaryota; Viridiplantae; Streptophyta; Magnoliopsida; Brassicales; Brassicaceae. The record is from the annotation of a GenBank genome assembly.